AUGGCCUCGCGCGCCUCCCGCGCGUUCUCCUUCGUGGAGAACACCUCGCUCCGCGGGCUCGCGGGCUCGUGCGCGCUGGCCGGCGCGGGCGUGGUCGUAUCGGGCCUCGUGAUGCGCCAGCGCAUGCUCCGCGAGCACCCAAUCUGCCAAACGGCAUGCGACCAGCUCGAGCGGUCGGAGGAGGUGCGCCGCUGGCUCGGCGCGGGCGAGGUCUCGACGGGUGGCGUCGUCGGAGGCUACGUGGACAUUCAGGAGGGCACCGCCGCCUUCCGCAUCCCGCUCGGGAGGUCGGCGGACGGGGGCGCUGCCUACGCGCGGGUGGAGGCCGAGGCCGAGUGGCUCCGGGCGUCGGUUCCUGAGUCGAAGUGGGCGCCGAGCCGCGAGCCGUCGGCGAUACCGAGCGCGGUUCGGAAUCUGCUUCCAAACACGCAGGCCCUGCUGGGCGACUCGGAGGCGCACCGCUUCGUCCUGACGCUCGCCACCGCGGUGAUGGCCAACGCCGUCGCCUUCACCUACCUGCACCGGCGCGCACGCGGGCUCGAACGGGUGCUCGAGUUGCUGCGGCUGCCAGUCGACCGCCCCGCCGCCAAGUUGCGCGCGGCCGCGAUGCGCGUCGCCGAGCGCUCUAUCGAAGCGCGCGCUUUGCAGCCCAAGCAGGAGGGCGGGGGGCUCUACGGCUGGCAGGCGGCGGACACGCUCUAUGCGCUCGCCCCCGUCGUCUCGCCGGCGGCGGCUUACGACCUGCUGCUGGCUGCACGGCGCGACGGCAACGGCGAGCGGCGGCCACGCUCAAAUUGGUCCGAGAGGGAGCGCGCCUCCCGAAAGUUUGUGGCCGUGUGCACCCUAGGCGAGUGGGAGCUCACGCACGUUUCCCUCGCCGAGCCGGCCGAGACGCAGGUGCGACUCACGCGCGGCGGCCUCGCGACCGGGGAUUCGCUCGCUAUCGCGCAGGCGGCGGUCGCAGAGAUGAUUGGCGCGGCAGAGAAAGUCCCUGCCUUUGGACCGUUUGAAAAAAAACAAAAAUCAAGGAUGCACAACGAGCGAGAAGCAGCAGCAGACAGAGCAAUGACGAUGAUGAUUUCAGCGUAA
Messenger RNA from Emiliania huxleyi CCMP1516, 1089 nucleotides. RefSeq lists its product as hypothetical. NCBI's taxonomy places the organism in Eukaryota, Haptophyta, Isochrysidales, Noelaerhabdaceae. The transcript is spliced from 4 exons. The record is from RefSeq and is a predicted model, not a curated record. The coding region runs from base 1 to 1089 and encodes 362 amino acids.